GAGAUGCUUGAUAUAACUUCACACAAAAUGUCGGAAGUUUGCCCUCAAAAGGCAAAUAUCAAAAGUUUUGUUUGCUUUCGAAAUGUUUGAAGUUAGACUUUGACAAGCUAAAUUUUAAACGGAUACCUAAGUUGUUUUAAUGGCUAAAACUUACAAAAUUUUACAAAGUUCAUCACUCGACUAUCUUUGCAUUUCCCUCUUUAUUUUCUUAAAAUCAUUUGAACAACUACUGAAAAUUCACUUUUUUUCCUUCUUCCCACCAUAAGCGAUGUAUCGAUCAAUUGAGCAAUUCGCUCAUUUCUUUUCUCCAAUUCAAAUUCACAACAAUCCAAUCAAUGCAUUUCUACUGUAAUAAUGCAUUUUUGCAAAUUUCCAUUUCUGAUACCUCUGCAAAACUCUGCUAAAACUUUCACUUCAUCUCUUUCCCUCUUCUCUACCUUUGAGUUCCAUUUAACCAAUCAACAAAGCUUUGAAGGACAAGAAUUUGACAGAGCUUACUGGACCAGACGAAUUCAUAAGCUUUGUGCUAUUGAUGGAAAUGUAGAUGAAGCUCUUCGACUCCUUGAUGGGCUUCGACUUCAGGGUUAUCAUCCUGACUCUCUCAAUCUCAGCAGCAUUGUUCACGCUCUCUGUGAUUCCCAUCGAUUUUCCGAAGCCCACCAGCGAUUUCUUCUCGCCGUUUCUUCCCAGUCAACUGUCCCUGACGAGCGAACCUGCAAUGUCCUUAUUGCUCGCUUGCUUUACGCAGCUACUCCGCAAGAAUCUGUGCGUGUUAUUUCCGCUUUGUUCUACCAGAAGCCCCAGUUUGUGCCUUCGUUAAUGAAUUACAACCGUCUAAUCCAUCAGCUCUGUACUUUAGAAAGAAAUAGAGAUGCCCAUCAGCUGUUUGUUGAUAUGAGAAAGAGAGGGCAUUCUCCUAAUGCUGUUUCGUAUACUACUUUGAUCUGUGGGUAUUGCGGGGUUGGCGAGGUUCGGGAAGCUGAGAAGCUGUUUGCUGAAAUGUCUGAGUGCGGAGUGAUACCUAAUGCACUCACUUAUAGUGCUUUGAUUCGGGGGAUUCUUCGAAAGAGGGGCAUUGACCAUGGAAAACAACUGAUUGGGAAGCUUUGGAGUGUGAUGCGCACUGAAGAGGAUAUGCAUAUAAACAAUGCAGCAUUCUGCAACGUGAUCAAUUGCUUGUGUAGGGAAGGGUUCUUCCAUGAAGUAUUUAAUAUUGUUGAAGAUAUGCCUCAGGGUAAAAGUGUGUUUCAGGAUUUUGUAUAUGCACAAAUGAUAGAUUCUCUUUGUAGAUUUGGGAGGUAUAAUGGGGCUGCUAGGAUAGUUUAUAUAAUGAGAAAACGAGGAUUUGAUCCAAGCUUAGUGUCAUAUAAUACAAUUGUACAUGGUCUCGUCAAGGAAGGCGAUUGUUUCAGGGCAUAUCAGUUGUUGGAGGAAGGCAUUCAAUUUGGCUACUUGCCAUCAGAAUUUACUUACAAGUUAUUGGUAGAAGGUUUGUGUCAUGUAAAUGAUCUUGUUAAGGCCAAGGAAAUUGUCAAUAUGAUGUUAAAUAAGAAAGACAAUGACAAAACAAGGAUAUAUAAUAUAUAUCUCAGAGCUCUUUGUGUUGUUGACAACCCAACUGAGCUUUUAAAUGUCCUUGUCACCAUGCUUCAAACUCAAUGUCAACCAGAUGUGAUCACCCUGAAUACUGUUAUUAAUGGCUUCUGCAAAAUGGGAAGAAUUGAAGAGGCUCAAAAGGUUUUCAAAGAUAUGAUGAUGGAGAAGUUUUGUGCCCCUGAUGGUGUGACGUUCACAACUGUUAUUAGUGGGUUUUUAAAACUCGGGAGGGUUGAAGAAGCUCUUGAGUUAUUGCAUAGAGUUAUGCCUGAAAAAGGUUUAAAGCCCAAUGUUGUAACAUAUAAUGCAGUUAUCCAGGGGUUAUUUAAGUUACAUCGGAUAGAUGAAGCUAUGGAGGUCUUCCAUAGCAUGUUAAGUGGUGGCAUUGUUGCUGAUUGCACGACGUAUACUGUUAUUAUCGAUGGGUUGUUUGAAUCCAACAAAGUUGAUGAAGCCAAAAGUUUCUGGAACGAUGUUGUUUGGCCCUCAAAAGUUCAUGACAGUUACAUAUAUGCAGCCAUUCUCAAGGGGCUUUGUCGCUCUGGUAAACUGCAUGAUGCUUGUGAUUUCUUAUAUGAAUUAGUAGAUUGUGGGGUUCCUCUUUGUGUCAUCAAUUACAACAUUGUUAUUAAUGGUGCUUGCACAUUGGGCUGGAAGAGAGAAGCUUAUCAGAUUCUUGGUGAAAUGAGAAAGAAUGGACUAGAACCUGAUUCUGUAACAUGGAGAAUUCUGGAUAAAUUGCAUGGCAAUGUGGAAAAACAGUUCUGCAAGGAUUCGACAUGCAAUCAAGUGGGGGUUUAAGAGAAGCCGGUCGUUGAAAAAUUUUGGUCUUAAAUAAAGAGUGAAGUGACUAAGUUAAAAAGCGUGAGGGCAGCGGUUCUCUCAGUUGUCAUAGAAUGAACCCUAUGUAUGUUUUCAUGAUAGUUGGAUGUCUUUGAUGGUAAAAUCAGUAGGUGAUAUUGCUUCUGCUACAUAUCUAACGUUGGAAAUACGGAUGGAGGAAGCAUUGGACUCCGACCAGUUAUACAAAAUCAUAAUUGGUUAACAGGAGAUUCAACAUUUACAGGUAGCCAGGUAAAAAGAAAGAAACUGCAACAUAACUAUGAAUAAGUCAGAGAAGUUUUCAGAAGGCAGUUCAUCAUUUUAGAUGAAUGUACUUUCUUGUGUAAUAUCUCUUCUAUUUAUUACUCAUAGCUUCCGUGAUUUUUUUAAAAUUUAGAUAUUCAUCUCAUUUAACUCAAUAAUGAGAUUUAUUCACUUCUGUCUGAAUGUACUAUUUCUGUAAUGGUCAAGCAAACUUUUGAUGUUUCAUUAUCUGAGAAUUACUUCGUUCA
Molecule: messenger RNA, 2930 nt
Organism: Solanum tuberosum (potato)
Lineage: Eukaryota; Viridiplantae; Streptophyta; Magnoliopsida; Solanales; Solanaceae
Product: pentatricopeptide repeat-containing protein At3g18020
Exons: 1
Coding region: 355-2397 (680 amino acids)
Molecular function (GO): protein binding; mRNA binding
Source: RefSeq, a predicted model, not a curated record